CGCGACUCGCAUUCAUUCCUUCGCGUGUAACUUCCGAACUCAGCCCGCACACCCGCAUAAAACCUUCUCCUCCCUCCUCUCUGUCUCCCUCUCCCUGAAACCAAUUUACAGAGGGGAAAACGUCUGCGAGGGAGAGUUCUUGACAGCCGAAGCAGCAUCAUCGCGGCACGGGGAGAGAGAAUAAAGAACCGAGAAACCCACACACUGACUAAAGCUCUUGUAUAUACUCUUUAUCGUCCCUUCUUCCUCUUCUUUUUCUCUUGUUCUUUCAAUCGGGUUCGUCGUUCGGAGAGAUCUUGUCCCUCUACUGCGCAAUCACUGUGUAGUGGGCGAGGGUUUGCGGAUCCUUAUCGGAAUCUCCAUCAGUCGGAAGGUCCCUCGGGCGACUUAGGGUUUUGAUCACGGGGCGGUUUGAGAGACGUAGUACGGUAAUCGCACCUGCAACGAAAUGGGUGCGAGCUUCUUCUUUAUCCACAGCGAUUGGCAUUUCGAGCUGGGCAGCACUGUGGGAGGGUCUCUCAGAACUUGAGAUUGCUUAGAGCGGUGGUCGACGGGCAUUGGGUUUUGAUGGGAAUGGAAGAGGAUUGCACCUACAGAGUGGCGUAGGCGGUGGAAGAAGCAGCUCAAGAAUUCAACUUUUGUUCUUUUUGGGGAAAAUUAGGGUUUUUGGCGUUUUCCCUUUUCGGGAGCUUUGAUCCCCCACCGGUGGAUUACUUGGUUUUGGUGACCAGGGGAGAGAGGCGAUUCCUUUUUCAGGAGAUCAGGUUGUCCACGAGCCUCAUUGGAUCUCCAGAGGCCGUUUGACUUCUAUUGGAACAAUAUUCCGGAGGUAAUUCCAUAAGUGAGCUCUCGCGCCAGUGUUUUCACCUGACAAGCCGGGGUAUCAGCCUUUGAGUUUGAAUUGGUUGCUGGUCUAAUCUGCUCAAACUCGUUACUUUCGGGUGACAGGAGCCCUCAUAUUGCCGGUUGUUUAUACCUGUGGCUGCUGGAGUGUCUGUGAAGCUCAUGGCGGAAAAUUGACUUCACAUUACAAGGAUAUGGUCCAUGAAAGAGCAUCACCACCAGCUCAUUCCCUGGGGUGGCUUUACUAGAAAGUAAAUCCCGAGUUUUUUGUUUCUGGAAUAGCUGGCAUUUUGCGCCUUCGGGUAUUGCGCAAUGUCUCGCUGCUUUCCUUUUCCUCCGCCAGGCUACGAAAGGAAGGCUAGAGCAGAUGAUGUUGACUUACUAAAGAAGGAGAAGCAUCGAGAGAAGAAGCGUAAGAAGGAGAAGAAAGACAAAGAGAAGCGGGAGGAUAAAGAGAAAAGGGAGAAAGAUCGAAGUGAAGGGAAGCAUAGGGACAAGAAAGACAAAAAGGAAAGGCACAAAGAUAAAAAGAAGGAUAAGGAGGAUAGGGAAAGGGAUAAAGAGAAAAAUGGUGCCGCAGAUCAGAGGAGGCUAUCAGGACAGGCUGAUGGUAAUGACAAGGAGAAAAAUUCCGAUAAGGAUAGACUAUCUUGGCACUCCGGAGGGCCCUCAGGCGAGAAAACAAUUCAGGAUGCUGAGAAGGAUAAAAAGAAAAACCAUACCUUGUAUGAUAAAGGAGGUGCAGCGCAGCUUGCAUCUUAUAGUGCAGAGAAGAUAUCUCAGAAGAAUCAGAACAGCCAUUUCAUUGAGAAUUCCAAUGAUUCCAAGUUAGUGCAGGAGCUAGGCAAGAGGGUGAGAGAUGGUGCAGGAUUAGGGAGUCAGUCGGUUGAGAAGUUUACGGGUGUAGACCGGAAAAAGGAUGGGGGAAUGGCAGAAGCAACGAUUGCAGAAACUGGUUCUUUGCCUGACAGUAAGGAGAAAAUCCAUCAAAGGAAAGGGGGUGACCGAAAGUUGGGUGAGCGUGGAAUCAAGGAUGAGAGAAAAUUCAGUGGAAAUUCGGUGGUUCUAAACACUGGUGGAUCUAUUCAGACGGUACCCAGGCCAGUGGAGAAAAUUGUUGACAGGAGGAUGGAAGGGAAAGAGAAGAUCAAGGAAAAGGAAGGUGACAAUAGGGGGUGGGACAAGCGCAGUAUUGUGGAUAUGCCCCAGAUCAAAAGCCAAGGGAAGGACAAAGACAGGGACAGAGAGAAAAAGAAGGAGGACAAGGUGAAAAAGAGCGACGGCAGAAAGGAUGAACCCGAAAAAAUUAGAGAAAGCAAAAAGGAUAAUGCUGAUGCUAUCCCUACCCCUAAUGUUAUUGCACAACCUCUGGAGAACACAAACAAGGUUACUCUUACUGGGGUAAAUCUGAAGAAAAGAAAGGACUUAGAAGCAAAUGGGUUUUUACAUGAAAAAGAAGCCAAGUUGCACAAGUUGCCAAGACCUACAUCCACCUCUGAUUAUUUGACGGAGAAUGGAACGGUUUUGGACCCUUCCCCCGAGUUUUUAUGGGAUGGGUGGGAUUCCCCAGAUGCUCUUAAAGCAGAGAGCAAGGAGAACAAAGUAAACGGUAUUCUUGAUACCAAACCAGAUCCCUUCUCCACAAUUCAUCCCUUACCGGAAAAAUCUCUAGAAGAUCUAUUAGCUGAAGCAGCUGCCAGAUCACCCCAUCCCAAUUCGAAGUAUUUAGAUGAAUUAAUGGCUGUUCCGAAAUUGGAGGAAUUGUCGGAGUUGGAGCGUGAUGAAGAUUGGCUGUUUGCAAGCCGUCAACAAAAACCAAAGAAGGAAGAGGGAGGAUCUUCUAAGGUAGAAGAGGAGACACCCAGGAUUUGGGACAAAGCCAUCUACUUGGAGUCUGCAGAUAUUGUCGCUCUUCCUUACGUGGUUCCUUUCUAAUUGGCAUGAGAUGUAAAUUAUGGUUCACAAUCCUGAUUGUGGAGGCACUCUUCAGGACCAGAAUUUGCGAGGUAAUUUUCUAGAAACUGGCUGUGGAGAUGGAUCUUCUGAUUUUCCUGUGGGAUUUAUCUCCAACCACAUUCUGCAGAUCUGUGCCUUUCAAGGUAUAUUCAAGGCCCCGGCAGCCAUGACAUUCUGCAGAUUGAUUGUUUGCGGUACCGGGCAUUUGGGGGCACUUUCCGUACUUCUUGAAGGAACGACUAAUUCAUUCAAUGUGGGGACUUCUAUAGGAGCUAAUUUUGCUCAGAAAAGAGAGAUGGCAUUACCUUUGGGCAUUCGAUUCGCUUACAGGUUGGAGAUGUUCUUAGUUGAGAUGUUAGAGAAGCUAGAGCUUGUGGUCUUUGCAACUCCACCACAAUUUUGGUUUGUAACAUAGAAACUGUUUAUUUACAGAUGUAAGAUAGAAGGGAAAUGAUAAGGAAGAAGCGCAAUUCAUUCA
Rhodamnia argentea is the source of this 3277-nucleotide messenger RNA. Its product is annotated as myb-like protein X. Bases 1156 to 2778 code for a protein of 540 amino acids. The record is from RefSeq and is a predicted model, not a curated record. Lineage: Eukaryota; Viridiplantae; Streptophyta; Magnoliopsida; Myrtales; Myrtaceae. The transcript has 4 exons.